CCCCCCACACCCCCGUCGCCCCGCCCUCUGGCCCUUCCCGGCGACUAGCCUGCUCUUCCAGCUACCGGCUGCCCCCCUUCUGUGCUCCCCUGCUCCUCCCCUCCCUCCCGCCCGCGCAGGCUGUUCCCGCUCCCUCCCCAGGCAGCCGUUCCCUCGCGACGCUCCCCUCCCCCCGUGGCUGUUCCGCCGCCUGGCCUCCCCUCCCCCCAGUCGGAGCUCACUGUCUCCAAGAUGGCGGCCGUGUCAGUUUGGGGCAUCUCCGCGGUCCGGCCCGGGCCCCCGGGAUCCCGGCUGUCUUCCCCCCAGGAUUCUUUCUACUAAUCCAGAUACUUGUUGAAGUGAUGAAUAGUUUCUUGGGGAAAAAUGUGGAGGACACGUUGAACCCAUAGACUGGCUUAAGAUACUCAUUUUCUGCUUGAAGCUGGGAAUGAGAUGUAUGGAACCCAAGAGUGUGUGUGGAGUAGACACCAAGGUGUGGUGCUAGUGAGGCAUUUGAAGAUACAUCAGAAAAAGCAGCCGUUUGGUUUCUGAGGUAAAAGUAGGUUGUAAUUCUGUUUUGUGAACGGAGGGAAGACUCAGGCCAGAAAUCUUGUAUGCUAUGGUUAACUGGUUCCCACCCUCCGCGAGUCAUGUUUUCCAUGGUGUAAGACUUACUCAGCAUCAGGAUAAGGGAUAGCGACUCUAUGGAUAGACAGAAUCCUUCACCAUGGUAAAGCUCGCUAACCCGCUGUACACGCAGUGGAUUUUGGAGGCCAUCAAAAAAGUCAAGAAGCAGAAACAGCGACCUUCAGAAGAAAGAAUAUGCAAUGCAGUGUCGUCCUCCCACGGCUUAGAUCGGAAAACUGUCCUGGAGCAGUUGGAGCUGAGUGUUAAAGAUGGCACGAUCCUAAAAGUCUCAAACAAAGGUCUCAACUCCUAUAAAGAUCCUGAUAAUCCUGGGCGAAUAGCACUUCCUAAACCUCGAAACCAUGGAAAGUUGGAUAAUAAACAAAGUGUGGAUUGGAAUAAAUUACUCAAGCGGGCAUUUGAGGGCUUGGCAGAGUCUGGUGGCUCAACUUUGAAAAGUAUUGAACGCUUUUUGAAAAGCCAGAAGGAUGUGUCUGCUGCCUGUGGAGGCACUGCUGCCUCUGGGUUUCACCAGCAGCUGCGGUUGGCGAUCAAGCGUGCCGUUGGUCAUGGCCGACUCCUUAAAGAUGGACCUCUCUACCGGCUCAACACCAAGGCAGCCAAUGCUGAAGGGAAAGAGGGCUGCGAGUCGCUCUCGUGUUUACCUCCUGUGUCACUGCUUCCACACGAGAAAGAUAAGCCGGUUGCUGAACCAAUCCCCAUCUGUAGUUUCUGUCUUGGUACAAAAGAACAAAACCGGGAAAAGAAGCCUGAGGACCUCAUCUCCUGCGCAGACUGUGGCAAUAGCGGUCACCCAUCCUGCUUAAAGUUCUCCCCAGAACUCACAGUGAGAGUGAGGGCCCUGCGGUGGCAGUGCAUCGAGUGCAAAACGUGCAGCUCCUGUCGCGAUCAAGGCAAAAACGCAGAUAACAUGCUCUUUUGUGAUUCAUGUGACCGAGGUUUUCACAUGGAGUGUUGUGACCCACCCCUCACACGGAUGCCAAAAGGCAUGUGGAUAUGUCAGAUAUGCCGACCCAGGAAAAAAGGACGGAAACUGCUACAAAAGAAGGCAGCACAGAUAAAACGGCGCUAUGCUAAUCCAAUAGGACGUCCAAAAAACAGGUUAAAGAAACAAAGCACGGUAUCAAAAGGUCCCUUUAGCAAAGUUCGAACUGGUCCUGGAAGGGGUCGGAAACGUAAAAUCACUGUAUCCAGCCAGUCUGCGUCAUCCUCAGAAGAAGGCUAUUUAGAGCGGAUAGAUGGCUUGGACUUCUGCAGAGAUAGCAGUGCCCCCUUGAAGUUCAACAAGAAAACCAAAGGGCUCAUUGAUGGCCUUACCAAAUUCUUCACCCCUUCUCCUGAUGGGCGGAAAGCCCGAGGGGAGGCGGUAGACUACUCUGAGCUCAGAAUCAGGAAAAAGGGCAACAGAAAAUCAAGUACUUCACAUUGGCCCACAGACAAUCAGGACGGCUGGGAAAGCAAACAGGAAAGUGAGGAGCGGCUUUUUGGGAGCCAAGAAAUCAUGACGGAAAGAGAUAUGGAAUUAUUUCGUGAUAUCCAAGAACAAGCACUGCAGAAAGUUGGAGUAACUGGGCCCCCUGAUCCACAAGUCCGCUGUCCCUCCGUCAUUGAGUUUGGGAAGUAUGAAAUCCACACCUGGUAUUCCUCUCCAUAUCCUCAAGAAUACUCAAGGCUGCCUAAAUUGUAUCUUUGUGAGUUCUGUCUAAAAUAUAUGAAAAGUAGAACUAUUCUCCAGCAGCACAUGAAGAAAUGUGGUUGGUUCCAUCCUCCCGCCAAUGAGAUUUACCGAAAGAAUAAUAUUUCUGUCUUUGAGGUUGAUGGGAAUGUGAGUACCAUUUAUUGUCAAAAUCUGUGUCUCUUGGCAAAGUUGUUUCUUGACCACAAAACACUCUAUUAUGACGUGGAGCCAUUUCUCUUCUAUGUUUUAACACAGAAUGAUGUCAAGGGCUGCCACCUUGUUGGCUACUUUUCUAAAGAAAAGCACUGCCAACAGAAAUACAAUGUCUCCUGUAUAAUGAUUCUUCCCCAAUACCAACGUAAGGGCUACGGCAGGUUUCUCAUCGAUUUCAGUUAUUUGUUAUCAAAGCGUGAAGGCCAAGCAGGCUCUCCUGAGAAACCACUAUCAGAUCUAGGUCGUCUUUCCUACAUGGCUUAUUGGAAAAGUGUAAUCUUGGAGUGCCUUUAUCACCAGAAUGACAAACAGAUCAGCAUUAAGAAGCUGAGUAAGCUGACUGGAGUCUGCCCGCAAGACAUUACUUCCACACUCCACCACCUACGGAUGCUGGACUUCCGAAGUGACCAAUUUGUGAUUAUCCGCCGGGAAAAACUUAUCCAGGAUCACAUGGCGAAGCUCCAGCUGAAUCUUCGACCUGUCGAUGUAGAUCCAGAAUGCUUACGCUGGACUCCAGUCAUAGUCUCCAACUCUGUCGUCUCAGAGGAGGAGGAUGAGGAGGCUGAUGACGGAGAGAAAGAAGAGCCCCAAGGCCAAGAAAGAGAGUUAGAGACCAGGGAAAGGGUGGGAAAGUCUGUGUCUCGGGAGAACAAAGAUCAGGAUUCUUCCUCUUUAAUAGAAAGUGAAAAGAAACCAGAAGUCAAGGAACUAGCCAGCUCUUCACGUCUGAGCAAACAGGCCCUUGUCCGGGACAGUCUUCCUGCAAAUAGCCAGCCACCUCGGAGGGGCCGCUGUGGGAGGAAGAACAGAAAGACACAGGAACGUUUUGGUGAUAAAGAUUCUAAGAUGCUUGUGGGUGAGACGUUAUCCACUUCUCAGGAGCAAUAUGGAGAAUGCGAGGAGAAGUCAGCAGCCUCCCGAGAGCGUUACACUGAGGUGGGAGAGCAGCCAGCAGCCCCUCAGGCACAAGCAGACGGGAACCCAGACAUCCCCAAGGGCAGGUUCAGUGAGAGCGCGGAUUUGUGGCGAGGACAGCUGAAGAAAAGCCCUGAGACCCUGAAGUGCCGAUUGCCAGAAGGGAAUGACAGACUUCCGUGCUGCUACACCGAUGGUGACAGGGCUGUCUUUAGGGGCUUCAGCGAAAGUAGUGAGGAAGAGGAGGAGCCAGAAAGUCCUCGGUCAAACUCGCCACCAGUGCUCACAAAGCCCACGCUGAAAAGAAAGAAACCAAUUCUUCACCGAAGAAGGAGAGUCCGCAAGCGGAAACACCACAAUAGCAGUGUCGUCACAGAAACGAUCUCUGAGACCACUGAGGUGUUAGAUGAGCCUUUUGAAGACUCUGACUCUGAGAGACCAAUGCCAAGACUGGAACCUACAUUCGAGAUUGAGGAGGAGGAGGAGGAGGAGGAUGAAAAUGAGCUCUUCCCCAGAGGGUACUUUCAUUGCUUGUCCUCACAGGACAUCCUUAGGUGUCAGGCUUCCUCCAAGAGGACGGCGUCUAAAGAUGAGGAGGAAGAAGAGGAGGAGUCAGACGAUGCAGAUGACACUCCUGUCCUAAAGCCAGUAUCUCUCUUGAGAAAAUGUGAUGUGAACAGUGCUUCACUUGAGCCAGAUACCUCUACACCUAUGAAAAAGAAAAAGGGAUGGCCCAAAGGCAAGAGCCGAAAACCUAUCCACUGGAAGAAAAGGCCUGGGCGGAAACCAGGAUUUAAAUUGAAUCAGGACAUCAUAGCUGUUUCUACACAGGAAUGCAUAGUUGAGCCCAUAGUCCCCAUUAAACCAGGACGUAAACCCAGAACUCAAGAGAGUGAAGAACUUGUUGAGGUGAAGGAGGGCCUGGUGGAAGAAAGGAAGGAGGAAAUGCAUACAGAAGCAGACGAAGAGGCUGAGGAGGAAGAGGAUGCAGCCAGCAGUGACAUUAGAGCCAUGUCCCCAUUGGACAGCAGCAAUAGCCCUGAUGCAGACCCGAAAGAACCUGAGGCAGAAGAGGAAGAGGAGAAGCCGUUGGACGAUCCGAGGCAAUCAGAGGAAGAGCCUCAAGAGCUGGAAGAACAGGAGCAAGAGGAAGAGGACGAGGUGACUGCAGAGGCAAACCAGAAUGAAGACCAUGAUGCUGACGAUGAGGACGACGGCCACCUGGAUUCACUGAAGACAAAAGAGCCAGAGGGGCAGCCGGCUAGAGAAGACGGCACAGAGGAGCCCGGCACCCAGGAGUCUUUUUUAGAUGCAAGCAUACAGGACAGCAGGGAGAACGCGAAGGAUAAAGAUGAAACUGAAGCGGAUUCUGAAGAGGAACAGCCUUCCCAUGAGGCUUCUGUGGGAUCAGAGACCAUGCCAGGCUCUGAGGAGGACCAUGAGGAGGACUCAAACACUAAGGAAGAAUUAAUUGAGCUAAAAGAGGAGGAAGAGAUCCCACACAGUGAACUGGAUCUGGAAACUGUACAGGCAGUGCAGUCUUUGACUCAAGAAGAAAGCAGUGAGCAUGAAGGAGCCUACCAGGACUGUGAGGAAACUCUGGCGGCUUGCCAGACUCUACAGAGUUACACCCACACUGACGAGGACCCUCAGAUGUCAAUGGUUGAAGACUGCCAUGCCUCAGAGCAUAAUAGCCCAAUAUCCUCCAUUCCGUCUCAUCCUAGCCAGUCAGUCCGCUCCGUCAGCAGCCCCAGCAUGCCUGCCCUGGAGAGUGGCUACACACAGAUCAGCCCAGAGCAAGGAUCCCUGUCCGCACCCUCUAUGCAGAACAUGGAGACCAGCCCCAUGAUGGAUGUGCCUUCCGUAUCAGACCACUCUCAGCAGGUGGUAGACAGUGGCUUCAGUGACCUGGGCAGCAUCGAGAGCACCACAGAGAACUAUGAGAACCCAAGCAGCUAUGACUCUACCAUGGGCAGCAGUAUUUGUGGGAAUAACUCCUCUCAGAGCAGCUGCUCCUACGGUGGCCUGUCAUCUUCAAGCAGCCUCACCCAGAACAGUUGUGUUGUCACUCAGCAAAUGGCAAGCAUGGGCAACAGCUGUAGCAUGCUGCAGCAAAACAGCGUCCAACCAGCUACCAACUGCAACAUCAAGUCGCCUCAGACCUGUGUGGUGGAAAGGCCUCCCAGUAACCAGCAGCCGCCGCCACCACCACCACCCCCGCCGCCACCACAGCAGCCGCAGCCGCAGCCGCAGCAGCAGGCAGCCCCACAGCCUCCCCCACCACAGCCGCAGCAGCAGCCGCCCCCUCCACCGCAGCAGCAGCCCCAGCCUCCACCUCCACCCCAGCAGCAGCCCCCUCUGUCGCAGUGUAGCAUGAACAACAGCUUCACUGCCGCGCCAAUGAUAAUGGAGAUACCAGAGUCCGGGGGUACUGGGAACAUCAGCAUCUACGAGAGGAUUCCAGGGGAUUUUGGCGCUGGCAGCUACUCUCAACCGUCAGCCACCUUCAGUCUCGCCAAGUUGCAGCAGCUGACUAACACCAUUAUGGACCCUCAUGCCAUGCCUUACAGUCAUUCUCCGGCCGUGACUUCCUAUGCAACCAGUGUUUCUCUGUCUAAUACGGGACUGGCUCAGCUAGCUCCAUCUCAUCCCUUAGCCGGGACCCCUCAAGCACAAGCCACCAUGACGCCACCCCCAAACUUGGCACCUACUACUAUGAACCUCACGUCACCUCUGCUGCAGUGCAACAUGUCUGCCACCAACAUUGGGAUCCCUCACACGCAGAGGUUGCAGGGGCAGAUGCCAGUCAAGGGGCACAUUUCUAUCCGUUCCAAGUCUGCACCUUUACCCUCUGCAACUGCACACCAACAGCAGCUCUAUGGCCGCAGCCCCCCAGCAGUUGCCAUGCAGGCUGGCCCUCGUGCACUGGCCGUUCAGCGUGGCAUGAACAUGGGGGUUAACUUAAUGCCCACUCCAGCCUAUAAUGUCAAUUCCAUGAAUAUGAACACCUUGAAUGCCAUGAACAGCUAUCGAAUGACACAGCCCAUGAUGAACAGCAGUUACCAUAGUAACCCUGCCUACAUGAACCAGACAGCACAGUAUCCUAUGCAGAUGCAGAUGGGAAUGAUGGGGAGCCAGGCCUAUACCCAGCAGCCUAUGCAGCCAAACCCUCAUGGAAACAUGAUGUACACUGGCCCCUCCCAUCACAGCUACAUGAAUGCUGCCGGCGUCCCCAAGCAGUCACUUAAUGGACCUUACAUGAGAAGAUGAGCGAGGUGAACUUGCAGUUAAAAGCUUAAAUAUAUAUAAAUAAAGGAACUUUUUAUACUGACAAACCAGAGAAACAAAUGGACCUUUUUUCCAGUUAAAAUAUUACUGUAGACUUAGAGCAGUUUUUCUUUGGUUUAUUAUUAUUAUUAUUACUGUUUUUGUUUUGUUUUUAGAAAACCUGAUCUCUUUUUGGGGGUUCGAUUUUGUUUUCGGUUUUUGUUUUCUUCACAAUCUUGAACAUUUUACAGUAGAACUCAUCUAAAGAUGGAUUUGGGUAGGGGAAACAUGCACAAAAUCUUUUCAUAAUUAAAAGGAGCCUUACUUUCUUUAUAUACCACAUGGACAGAAUUGAUGUAAACGUGAAUUUAUUUUUAUUUUAUGUAUGUUUCCCCUCACUGUCUGCAGCUCCCAGUUUUGUCAUUUUUAAAUGUUAUAUAUACAUCUCAAGAGUCAACCAGACCCUUUUCCUCCAAACCCUCCCUCCCUUCAUUUCCCACUUCAUUCCAGCAGGAGGCACUUAGGGGAACUGGGAUGGGAACAUGGAGAACAACCCAAGCUCCUUAAACUUAAUGUUGUUGUUAUUAUUAUUAAUAAAGUGAAGCAGGCAAAGCUUCUCCUUGUAAAAUUCCCUCCCCUCCUCCCUACACACACACACACACACACACACACACACACACACACACACACACACACACACACACACACCCUCUGGAAACCUUUCCCCAAGAAUGUUUCUAGGUAGACUUCAUUAAAAUUGUUUUUUCUUAAUCAAGUGUAAUAUAAUUCUUGUUUUUUUUUUUUUUUAAUCCCACUCAGCACUCAGAGACACAAAAAUACUGUAAGUCUCACUUAACAGCAGAAUCUCAGAGGAAAGCUGUUUGCAAUCCUCCUCCAGCCUUUGGAGGACACAGAUGGUCAGCUAACAAUCAGAAAGGGGACGACAUGAACCUCUUGGUUUUUACCACCUGGUGAAUCAGCCAUAACACACACACUCCACUCACCUCUUUAGUAUGUACUUGGAAAUGUGGACUAAGGGUCUUGUGCUUGCACCAUUGACGCUGGUAACCUCAGAGCGAGCCCCUGUGAUUUGCCUGUCGUAUCUUACCCAUAGUUUCCAUGAAUGACUGUAGUACCAGCGACUUAGAAAACACCUGGUGCAGAAGGAGUCCCAAGGGAGACGAUGGUGUGACUUCCGUAGCUGCAUAAAUGACGCAUACCUCUCGUUGUCAUGUUGUCUUGAGAUCCUGAAUUCAUCCCCAAGAACCAGUGUGCACUAGCCCCUCUCCUGUGAGGAUGAGCAAGGAGAGACCCACCACCAGCAUAGUAGGGCACAGCUGGCAGUAGGGCUUCAGGAGGCUCACAUGUUGUCUCACUAGUUUGCCCGUUCUCUUCCUACUUGCUCCAGGGAUAGGUAAAAAGAAAAAAAAACUAUAUAUAUAAUUAUAAUUAUAUAUAUAUUAUAUCUUCCAUCAUUAGAAGAUGGAAACUAUUAUACCACUCGGUAUGUGCAGUCAAAUAUCCAAAAGGAGGCCACAGUGCUUAAAAGACACCUGUAAGCAUAGAGCCUCUCCUCUAUUUGUACAUUUUAUAUAGAUACAUUUUUAAAGUACUAAUUAGGCAUUACAUUUUUUCAAAUGCACAGGUUUGUUGGGCUUUUUUAUAGACCUUAAUUGGCUUUCUCAAUUAAGUGUGUUAGAUAGAAAAGCAGAACUUCACACUGUACUGCUAUCAACUCUGAGCAUGUGCAAGGCUGCGUAGCACCCAGUUUCUCUGUAUAUACUGUUCCGGUUCCCCGUCAUCUCUGUAGAAUGUGCACCGGCUGCCCUCUCCCACAUCUUCAGCUAUGUCAUUGCUUCCUGGAUGGGAUGGGCAGGGAUGGGAGGGAGGGAAGGGAGGUCUGUGUGGGUGGAGGGUGGGUCAAGGCAGAAGGAGAAGCUGUUGAAAUGAGGGCCGUGAAUUCACUUUCCGUUGGUUUGCAGUUGCGUUUGGGUUUCUUUGUUUCGUUAUGUUUUUAAAUUCAGUCAGGCAGCUCCCUUUCCGCAGGCCUCUUUGUGACUGUAGAACUAUUGUAGAAAAAAAAUACAUUCUUUUCUAUAUUAUAAAAGAAAAUUAUCCAACACGGUAAUAUUGGUACCUGUCAUUUUUUCACUUCUGUUUUAAAAAAAAUGUAUUUUUAGCAAGAUAACUUGGGUAAUCUUCUAAAAAAAAGAAAUUUAAAACUCACUUGUUAGUGACUUUGAUGCCUUUUAAAAUAAGAGCUUUUUCAUUUCAUUCCAUCUUUAAGAUUUUUUAUCUUUGUUGUAGAAUAUUAAAAACUAUUUUAAGAAAGAUAAAAAUUCUCUUUAAAGAGAUCUCUAGAGUGUGCGAAUAGAGCUCCAGAUGCCUCUAAAAGCCGCAUGUACAAACUAAGUCUAUUCCUGUCUGUUUAUAUUUGCUUUUCCUGUUUUGUAACCUCUUUGUACUUUGUUCCUGGUGACUUGUAAGCUGAGGGGAGGGGUGUCUAGACGCCUUUGUAUUUCUCCAUGUCAUGCGCUCCUGGCCAGGUAGCCUCCCCUCCUCUCCUUGUAUGUAAUAUCUUUUCCCCCUUUCUAGCAAGUACUUUCAAAAGAACUCUGUACAUUUUAACAUAAAAAAAUAAAUUAUGUUGAGCCAUUUUGGA
This is a messenger RNA of Rattus norvegicus (Norway rat), 9362 nucleotides long. It is a transcript of the gene Kat6a, whose product is annotated as lysine acetyltransferase 6A. The record is from RefSeq and is a predicted model, not a curated record. Lineage: Eukaryota; Metazoa; Chordata; Mammalia; Rodentia; Muridae. Gene Ontology annotation, cellular component: nuclear speck; PML body; MOZ/MORF histone acetyltransferase complex. Gene Ontology annotation, biological process: cellular senescence; myeloid cell differentiation; nucleosome assembly. Gene Ontology annotation, molecular function: histone H4K5 acetyltransferase activity; DNA-binding transcription factor binding; histone acetyltransferase activity.